This is a messenger RNA of Myzus persicae (green peach aphid), 4528 nucleotides long. RefSeq names its product apoptosis-stimulating of p53 protein 1-like. Lineage: Eukaryota; Metazoa; Arthropoda; Insecta; Hemiptera; Aphididae. Bases 930 to 4505 code for a protein of 1191 amino acids. Gene Ontology annotation, biological process: regulation of apoptotic process. The record is from RefSeq and is a predicted model, not a curated record. Gene Ontology annotation, molecular function: p53 binding. Gene Ontology annotation, cellular component: nucleus. The transcript is spliced from 14 exons.
CCGCCGCGCGCGCGAGUUCAGUAAUUCAGUUUGGUAACGUGGCAUCCCCGAACAGGUAUACCUGUGCGGUCCGUCUCGUUAUUUAUAAUUUUAUCAUUCUGUCCGACGGAGGAAGGGAAUAAAAAAAAAAAAAUCGAAAAAUAAAAGAGAAAAAAUUAAGUCGUGCGCGCCCCUACCCCGCCAGGUUUUGUUUUCGCGAGUGCGUGUGCGCGUGUGUUUGUGUAUGCUCGAUCGUGCGCGCCUGCGUGAGUGUAUGUGAUAUAUAUAUAUAUAUUAUAUUUUUUGUUAUUGUACGCGUGUGUGCGAGGUUCGCCGUAUCGUCGUGCCAGUGCGAAAUUUUUGAAAAAUACCCGUCGUUUUGGUGCCUCUAUCCGUCGCCGCGUUCGAGAUUUCGAGAAUCUCGCGCGUUCGGUUUCGGUUUUAUAUUUUUUAUACCGUUUGGCAGGCCGCGAGCUUGCACUCCGGUGCAGUGAAAUUUUCGACUGUUCGGUUUUUUCAGUGUUUGAUUUGUUUAUCACUAAAAUUUUUUCGUUUGUUUAUCAAUCGAACGCCAGGCGGCCCGAGUGAUCCGAGCACAUUAAAUAUUAAUAAUAAUAAUAAUAAUAAUAAUAAUAAUAAUAAUAAGUAUCACGCGCGCCGCGCUGGUGUCAAUAACCGACAAGUGGGACAUCGCGCGUCAACAAAGAAGUUUCUCCUUUUUACGGAGAGAGACAUUCUACGCUGCGUGUACCGGUCUGCAAAACGGUCAGUGUAUACGAAUUUUAUGUUUGCAUUCUUCUGAACUGGCAAAAUGGUACCGGGGUGGUUAGGCCUUAUCGACAACCAACCCAUCUCGGGAGUCAGCUGCGAUGUCUCUAUCACGUGGAGGACGGUCCUGGUCGACUAUUUCAUAUAAAUCAUGAAGAGACGACACUCAGAGGCCUAAUGGAAUGAAGGAAUCUACAGGCUUUUUCGGCGACCCGUUACCGACGUCGGGAGAAACAGGCACAGAACUGACGGUCCGGGAGCUGGAAGAGAUGGCGUGCCGGCAACAGCAUCAGAUCGAGUCGCAGCGGCAGUUGUUGGCUGCCAAAGAGCAGCGACUCCGCUACCUGAAACAGCACGACGCCAAGCACCAUCAGGUGGCGGCGGAGCACGAGCGGCUCCGCCGCCUCCGGGAUCGGGUCGAGGCUCAGGAACAAAAGCUCCGUAAGCUCCGGGCGCUCAGAGGUCAAGUGGACCAGACUAAACUCAACAACGCCACACUCACGUCUGACUUGGAAUCGAUCCGUGCCUUGUUUAAUGAAAAAGAAAAAGAACUAACAAUGGCUGUGGCUAAAGUGGAUGAACUAACUAGGCAACUGGAAGACGUCCAUAAAGGACGAGGUCAUGCACAGCCUACAUCUCCGGCCUCCAUAGAACUCGACAAACUACGAGCCGAGUUAUUAUAUCGGAAUAAAUUGGGUGAACAGCAAACUGCCAGGUUGGUACAACAACGUGAGGUUCUGUCCAAAAGACAAGAGGAAAUGGCAUCCAUUGACCGGCGAAUAUCGGAACUACAAGCUAGGUUACACAGGAAGAGACUGCUCAACCAACAGCUGGCCAAUCAAAUCCAGGCUAACAAACCAGGCCCAAAUAACAGAUCUCUGGGUGGACCAGGUAAACAAAUGAUGCCGUUGUGCGAUGGAAAAAUGAACGGUGGUGGUGGAAAUGUUGCGGCCAUCGAACCGUUUAAUCACAUACCAGACGCGAUGAGCAAGAAUUCAAUGUUACGAAAGUCCGAGGAUAACAUACUUAGCCACGCGACGGUCGACGGUGACCCACAGUCAUAUGGUGGACGGUCCGGCAGGCCUGAGCUUAAGUCUCUAUCCCAGCAGCCUCUGCUCCAGAAACCAAUGGUGGACCCAUACCAACAACAGUACCAGUCAUCAAAUAAUAACUACAAAAUUGAACAGCAGAGUAACGGUAACCCAGGUGACCUACCGUAUUUUGGCGGUAGCAAGUUUGACCCUAAGUACCAGACACUACCCUACAAUACCAAAUUCUCACCAUUGGCCAACUACAGUGGAAACCAACCAGCGCUGCAGCACCAUCAACAUCAGCAACAACAACAUCAACAACACCAUCAUCAUCAUCAUCAUCAGCAGCAGCAGCAGCAACAGCAGCAACAGCAACAGCAGCAACAGCAACAGCAGCAUCAGCAUCAGCAGCAGCAGCAGCAGCAGCAGCAGCAGCAACAACAGCAACAACAGAACCAGCAUCAACAGUGGUUCGGUCAACACGAAGACAUGUCCGAGGACAUUAAUAGAGACCUAGUCAAUAACAAUACCAGCUGUUACGGAGUCGAUCAAAAACUUAACGGGACGGCUCAAAGUAAAAAGUCAGUUUUGGCCGGCCAAGUUCUGACAAACCUAGGACAAAAUGUACAAAUGCAGAGUUCUAGCAGACCUAUAAACGCUCAAGUGUAUCACACGAAACCACUUUCAUCUUCAAAUCAUGUUUCUCAAAGGCCUUUAAACUAUUCGAUACACCACCCUCCGGUUCUGGUGACUAGAAGCCAACCAGUCGGUGGAACCGGAAUAAUAAAUCAUCAGAAACCGACGAGCAGCGUGUCGCCAAUUUAUCAGACGUCUUCGACCAAAGUACAGCCGGUGCAGCCCCAAGUGUUAAAUUCCGUUGCGGCGAACCAAGUAGUAUCUAAAGAAUCAAAACAACCAAAUAGGUUAGCGGCGGUGGUUGCUUCGGAGUCUGAACAACCGGUCGGCAUGGACCGGGCCGGCAGCCCUCCGACCGUUGGAAAACCAGCGUUACCCCCUAAACCUCCUCCGCCACUGGUCAAGAAUUGUACGCCACCACCGCCGCCAAGGCAAAACGCUUACCACCACCACAUACCUCAGUAUCACCAACCAGACCCAUCUUUGGAAGACGGGGGCCUAGGAGGAGCUGGUGGUGGUCGUGCAUACUACACCGACAGCAGACCAGCUCCGCUUCAAAAAGACCUAACGCCUCCACCGCCGCGAAUACCCAACGGUGGCAUUGCUGGAGCGCCGGUCAAGUCUGGGUUUGGCAACUUGGUGGACUCGUCUGAGUCCGACAACUCAUCGAGUUCGACAUCCAUGCGAUCCACUUUCGGUAGCAACGCCAAAAGUGGCGAACAUUUGUUGGACAGCGUGAGAUCUGUGAGCAUAUCAACGACCAAAGGGACGCCUCCCCCUCCACCACCACCCCCACCACCACCACCCCAGCCACAACAGUCGUCUGCUCCUACAGCCGGCUCUCCAACAGAACCCGUGGGGGUCAAAGAUCAGCAACAACAGCAGCCACCACCCCACGAAGCAAAACUCCCCUCUAGACUGCCAUCACUCUUACUCAGCAGAACAACUUCUUAUCCGGUGACGGAUAUUGUUGGGAACGAGAGUAAAGUCAACAACAACCAACACCACCAUCUCCUACAUCAUCAUCAUAAUAAUAUCAACAAUAACCUCCAGCAAGUACAACACCGGAUGUCCGUCGCACCACCCCAACAGCAACAGCAACCGGUACAGGCUCCAUCUGUCAUCCCCACUUCCACCGUUUCCACCACAUCAACCAUCAGACAACUAGAUCCUCAAGCUGCUGCGGUCGAUGAAACGGACAGAGCUCGGGCAGUUAGUGUUGCCCAGCGCAUUGACGAACUGGAGACCCGUUUUGGGGGAGGAGGCAGCGGCAUAGGGGUCGUUGGGUGUGGUGGAUCUUCGUCCACUGAUGAUAACAGCACCAGCAACCACAGCUCUUCAUCUCCGGACUCUGGCCAAGACUCGGGCAGAGACGACAUAUCCGUGGAAUGCAGAAACAGGUUGGUGGUGCGGAAAAAAGGCAACCUCAAGGAGUCGGGCGGUAGCAUCGGUCACAAGCGACGUGUAUCGUUCGAUCCGCUCGCGUUGCUGUUGGACGCCUCGUUGGAGGGUGAACUAGAGCUGGUUAUGCGAACCGCUGAACAAGUGGGAGAUCCGAGCGCGGCUAAUGACGAAGGAAUAACUGCGCUACACAAUGCCAUAUGUGCCGGCCAUAUAGACAUUGUUAAGUUCUUAGUUAAGUUUGGCUGUGAUGUAAAUGCUCAAGACUCCGAUGGAUGGACGCCGUUACACUGUGCCGCCAGCUGUAACAACCUCGCCAUGGUCCGAUUCCUGGUAGAGCACGGGGCGUGCAUAUUCGCCACCACGUUGUCAGACCAGGAGACGGCCGCCGAAAAGUGCGAGGAGGACGAAGAGGGUUUUGACGGAUGUUCAGAGUUUCUUUACAGCGUUCAAGAGAAGUUAGGCAUAAUGAACAAUGGUGCGGUGUACGCGGUUUUCGGUUACGAGGCGCACAACCAGGACGAGUUGACUUUCGACGACGGCGACAGGAUCGUCGUACUACGGAAGGGCGACGACACCGAACGAGAAUGGUGGUGGUCGAGGAUUGACGACCGCGAAGGAUACGUGCCGCGAAAUUUGCUAGGGCUUUACCCGAGAGUGAUCGGUGGCAAAAAAUCGGUGACCGAAUGACAAUCCGCUUCGGUGGCAACAGC